AUGGCUCCCAGCGUCAACAGACCGUCAGUGGAAUAUACUGAUCCGCAGACGUUGAUAAAAUCCCCUUUAUAUUCCCGUGCAACUAGCACGACAGCCGCCGGACGAUUUAUUUUUACUGCUGGAAUUGUCGGCUCGAAAGAUGGCAAGAUCGUGCCCGAGCUCGCGCCUCAAGUUGAGCAAGCAUUCAAGAAUCUCGAAACCACUCUCACCGCGGCCGGAGCUAGACCUACGGAUAUCGUCAAAUUGACCUUUUACGUUGUGAACUGGAAAUGGACUGAGACUGAGCAGCUCAUUGAAUCUUGGAUGGAUCUUGCGCCUCAACGUCCUGCUAGCACGCUCGUUCCGCUUCAGAAACUCUAUGAAGACGGCGUCUUUUUCGAGGUGGAAGCAGUUGCCGCCAUUGGAGGCACCCAGAAGCUCCUCGACCAAUCUACAAUUAGCGGCAGUGUCUCUGACGCUGUUCCCCCGAAAACGGUAGACGUGGUCGUGGUCGGCGCGGGUUUCAGCGGGGUGCAAGCGGCCAACGAUUACAACCCUCAAGAUGGUGUGGGCAUUUUCCAGACCAGCGACGGAAAAGUGCAUCGGGCUAGGCAGAAUGACAAAGCCAACACAAGUUCAAGCUUGUCUGCGGAGGACAUACAAUCAGUCACUGCAUUGCUUGAGGCGAUAGAUUGGCAAACCACCUCUAACAAAAACCUUGACAUUAAUAACACAAGCGUCUACCCGACAGCUGAUGACGUCUCUUGCGAAGAAUGGGUGAAGCGCAGCAAGUUUGGCGCCUACGCCGAGAAAGCCAUCGGAGGCAUCUGUCGGGCUAUGGUUGGUCGUGAACCAAGUGAAGUUGGAAUACACUACAUGAUGGACUAUAUCAAGUCAGGCGGUGGGUUUACGUCUCUAACAACCGACGAUGAAGGUGGUUCGCAGUCUUUGUUUAUCAAAGAAGGCACCUCCGCCAUCGCGCACGGGCUAGCUGCAGAGUUGAAACCGGGAUCAAUCUUCGUGAACAGUCCAGUCGAUACCAUCAACCAGCAUGGAUCCAACGUAACCGUUACCACCACAAACGGGACCAAGUUCGAAUGCAAGAAACUGAUCCUGGCGAUCCCAACGAAUACCUAUACAAAAAUUCACUUCACCCCGCCACUCCCUGCACCCAAGCGCAUGCUCGCAACGAAGACAAUGCCCGGUGUCUACGCAAAGGCCUUGCUCACGUACGCCAGCCCGUGGUGGCGUGACCUCGGCCUUUUAGGAAAAUUCAGGAGCCAUAUUGGCCCCAUCUGCUUUUCCUGGGAGCUCUCCUCCUUUGAGACUCGAGCCUUUACGCUAGCCAUCUUUAUAGCUGGAGAGCGCGCUAGGAAUUGGUACCGCCUCUCCGAGUUGGCCCGACAAGACGCAAUCAUUGAGCAUCUUGCCGAGCUGGUAGGGCCAGAAAAUGCCCAUCUCGCGCGAGACAUACUUGAAUUCAACGUUGGAAAUUGGAGUGAAGAAGAGUGGUUUGGUGGCGCCCCGACCUCCGCCAUGCCUCCAGGUUAUUUGUCCAAGUAUGGAGAGGACUUGCGUAAGCCGUUUAUGAGCGUGCAUUUUGCUGGCGGUGAGACUGCGCGUGAGUGGAAAGGGUAUCUUGAAGGUGCAUUAAGAGCAGGAACUCGUGCUGCUGAUGAAGUAAUUGGUGAACUGGGCUCCAAAUCAAGAAUCUGA
Messenger RNA from Uncinocarpus reesii 1704, 1695 nucleotides. RefSeq lists its product as uncharacterized. The coding region runs from base 1 to 1695 and encodes 564 amino acids. Lineage: Eukaryota; Fungi; Ascomycota; Eurotiomycetes; Onygenales; Onygenaceae. The transcript has 4 exons. Gene Ontology annotation, molecular function: oxidoreductase activity. The record is from RefSeq and is a predicted model, not a curated record.